Molecule: messenger RNA, 4327 nt
Organism: Cherax quadricarinatus
Lineage: Eukaryota; Metazoa; Arthropoda; Malacostraca; Decapoda; Parastacidae
Source: RefSeq, a predicted model, not a curated record
CCCCACAUCCACUUUGAUCUCCGGUUCUCUCGCUCAUAAGGGAAACAUGCGAAUAAAUAUAAUCAUGCAGUGUGUUUUGAUUAGAGGCCAUUGAAGAAUGUUUAUUUCAUGAACAUCCAAGAAUUUCGGGAAGGAAGUGUUGGAGAUUCAGUGUAUUUUGAAAGUCAGUGAACGAAAAAUCUUUAAUAUGAGUUCCAUAAAGACAGGAAACAAAAAAGAUCAUCAGAAGAUGCGCAUACGCGCAUUUCCGAUGACUAUGGAUGAGCGGUAUGUGGAGAGCAUCUGGCAGCUGCUUAAAAAUGCAAUCCAGGAGAUCCAAAAGAAAAACAAUAGUGGCCUCAGCUUUGAGGAGUUGUACCGAAAUGCAUACACCAUGGUUUUACACAAGCAUGGAGAGAGACUAUACUCAGGCCUCAGGGAUGUUGUCACGCAACAUUUGGAAAAUAAGGUACGAACAGAUGUACUGGCCUCCUUACAAAACAACUUUCUCCAAACCUUAAACCAUGCAUGGAAUGAUCAUCAGACUUCUAUGGUGAUGAUCAGGGACAUCUUAAUGUACAUGGACCGAGUGUAUGUUCAGCAAAAUAAUGUCGAUAAUGUCUACAACUUAGGGCUAAUAAUUUUUAGAGACCAGGUUGUGCGAUACGGAUGUAUAAGAGAUCAUCUACGAGAAACACUACUUGAUAUGGUUAUGAGGGAGCGCAGAGGUGAAGUAGUAGACAGACUAGCUAUUAAAAAUGCAGCUCAAAUGCUCAUAGUAUUAGGCAUUGAGUCUCGGGCUGUUUAUGAAGAAGAUUUUGAAAGACCCUUCCUUGCUCAGUCAGCUGAGUUUUAUAGGAUGGAGAGUCAAAAGUUCUUGGCAGAAAACAGUGCGUCAGUAUAUAUCAAGAGAGUAGAAGCUCGGAUAAUGGAGGAGGCAGAGCGAGCUAAGCAUUACCUCGAUGAGUCGACCGAGAGGCGCAUUGUUGAGGUUGUAGAAGAGGAGCUAAUUAAGAAACAUAUGAAGACCAUUGUGGAGAUGGAGAAUUCUGGAGUUGUACAUAUGCUCAAGAAUAACAAAACUGAAGAUUUGGCAUGCAUGUAUAAACUUAUGUCACGCGUGUCAGAUGGUUUGCGAGCAGUAGCCGAAUGUGUAUCUCAACAUCUUAGAGAACAGGGCAAAGCUCUGGUAGCAGAAGAAGAAGGUGGCAAGAAUGCUAUCACAUUUGUACAGAAUUUGUUGGACCUUAAGGACCGAUUCGACCAUUUCCUCCACAACUCCUUCAAUAAUGAUAAAAUAUUCAAACAAAUGAUUGCAGCUGACUUUGAAUACUUCCUCAAUCUAAACAAUAAGUCACCAGAGUACCUGUCAUUGUUUAUUGAUGACAAACUCAAGAAAGGAGUUAAAGGAAUGACUGAAGCAGAAAUUGAGGUAGUAUUAGAUAAGACGAUGGUGCUGUUCCGUUUCCUACAAGAGAAAGACGUGUUUGAGCGCUAUUAUAAGCAGCACUUGGCAAAACGUCUUCUCCUUCAAAAAUCUGUUUCGGAGGACUCAGAGAAAACUAUGAUCUCCAAGCUGAAAACAGAGUGUGGAUGUCAGUUCACUUCAAAGCUGGAGGGCAUGUUUAAGGAUGUGACUAUUUCCAAUACCAUUAAUGAGGAAUUUAAACAACGAGUCAGCAGUGCUGGGACAAAUUUAUGUGGAGUUGACAUCUAUGUACGAGUAUUAACAACUGGGUACUGGCCCACACAGUCAGCUAAUCUGAAAGCCAAUGUUCCCAUGGCUCCUAGAAGUGCCUUUGAGGCCUUUCGGAGAUUCUACCUCAACAAGCACAGUGGCAGACAGCUGACUCUUCAACCACAGUUGGGGUUAGUCUUACUCAGCAAUCAGUUUAUCAGUCAUCUGCUUUUAUUACUAAUUGUUAUCUCUUCCUUUAAUGGUGAACAUGGAAUCAUAAUCGGCUUUUUUUCUCUUUCACAGGAGAUACAAAAUGAAACAGACAUCCCUGACAGAGACCUUGUUAGAGCGUUACAGUCUCUAGCGCUUGGCAAGCCAGCCCAAAGAGUUUUGCUCAAGACUCCUAAAACUAAAGAGAUGGAGUCCUCUCAUGAGUUUACUGUUAAUGAUUCUUUCACAUCCAAAUUGUACAGAGUUAAGAUUCAAGCUGUGGCGGCUAAGGGUGAGAGUGAACCAGAGAGGAAAGAGACCCGAAGUAAAGUUGAUGAAGAUCGAAAACAUGAAAUUGAGGCUGCUAUUGUCAGGAUCAUGAAGGCCCGCCGGCGAAUGACACAUAAUAACUUGGUGGCUGAAGUAACAGAUCAGCUCAAGUCCCGCUUCUUACCGUCCCCAAUACUUAUCAAGAAAAGAAUUGAAAGCCUCAUUGAGCGAGAAUAUUUGGCCCGCACUCCAGAAGAUAGGAAAAUCUACUCAUAUGUGGCAUGAAGAGUAGGUUAUAUACUGGAGCAUAGCCAAGGCUGUGAAACCUUCCUUUAUAAGAGAUACAGAUGUGCGGCCAUGAAGGGUGAGGGAAAAGGAUCACAUGAGCCUAAGGAUCAUCCAGUCCACAUCCGCUCUCCUUAUUCCCAUGCUCUCUCUGCAGAUGCUCUUUUCACCCUCAUAUUGCUGGGAACGGCAAACGUGCAACUGUAGCUUCUGACCGUUGCCACGAGCGCUGAGAUUAACCUGGAAUAAGAAACAAUCAGUUUGCUGGGUACUCCAUUCGGCAGGUUACUAUUAACUGCUGCUUCUAGCUAUUGUUACCAGUGGAAACGAUUGAAACUUUUAAUAGUGAUUGGAUCCAUACAACAAAAAAACAAACAAAAAACAAUGUGAUAUUCAUGGUUAAAUAAGAGUGUCACUGGGAUAUCUCUAUUUAAUGAAAUUGGAUGCUUGACGAGGCAGCUUGCUAGCAUUCAGAAGUACUGUACUUUGUUAACCUGGAGACAAUGAAUGCCCAAAAAACUUGGAAAUGGACAAAAAUAAUUUAAGAGUGAUGACCUGCUUAUCUGCUUGGUCCCGGCGCAGUCAGACUUGCCUGUGUGGUCGAUGCUGAGCUAUUCCCACAAUUUAUAAAUGAUGAAAUUGUGUUAUCCUCUUAACUUUCAUUCUCUUUUAUUUCACUUAAGUAAAUUCUGGAUGGAGAGUACUUCUGUUGCUCAUUUGUAUUUUAAAAAUUAUUUCUUGCAGGCAGAGGUAUUAAUUCAUAGGUGGUAGUCAAGUAAUGCAUUUGUGAUAGCCAUCCUUGUCAGUAUUAUAUUCAAACUUAAAACUAAACUAAACUAAAUUUUGACUUAGUGAAAAAUGAUACAUUGAAUUUUGAACCUAACUAACAUUCAACAGUUUAGAGAUAUCCAUCGACAGGCUUGGUGAUAGUCGAGUUUUUUAUGAAUCAUUAUGUGAAUGAAGGUGUUAGCUGUCAAACUAAUUCAGUUAUGAAAAUUCUCUUGCAGGACUGAGUUGACUAGCAUUACACCAUGAGGACUUAAUGGCAUUUUUACCUGUGUGUGUGUGUAUGCAUGUGUGUGUGUGUACUGGUAUGUAUGUAUGUAUGUGAAAUGCUGUUUUGUCUUCUAAUUUCAUUAGUAUAAAAAUAUAACAUUUCUGUUCAUAAUGUGCUAUUGGGCAUCAAAAGAUACUUGAUAUUUCAAGUUUUUAAUAAUUUUUUUUUUUUUUACUGUUUAGGCUAUCUUUAGACUUGAGUUGUAAGGAUUUAAUAAUUAAACCUCAUAUUGGGGAUGAAAUCAAGGAAAUAACAAGCACCUUGAGAGAAUUUGCCACCUAUGUAUUAAUGAGCCUAAGUGCCAUUUAUAAGCAGUUUCUUCAAAGAUGCCAGACAUUAAAAUCCAGCCAAUAAACUAGAUACUUUCUGAAAAAACUUAUGGUGAUCUAGAGUUUAGAUGCCUUUAAUCUCUGCAUCUUAAUAUACAAGAAUAAUUUAACAUAAACACCUACAAGAUGGGUGUCUCUUGGUGUAAAACAAAUUGAAUGUCCAGUGGAGAAAGGCUUAGGCUAGAUUAUAUUCUCAAUUUAGGUACCUUUUGUAAAUCCAAGGAUUUAUUUCUGGAAAUGUAAUUAUUGAUGGCAUUUAAACACAAUCUUGAGGCUUGGAGGGGGAGGGGGGUGAAUGUAUACAAAAUAAAGUUGUGAAGUGGGAUUGAGGUGUCAACAAAUCCAUCUGCCUGCCAUCUUUCAUCUUCAUAUUCUUUCCAUGCUCUCUUCCAUUAAUGGUAUUCUACUUUGUUUUCUGGUCUCUCUCUUCCUCAGACUCCUUUGUACACUCACUACCAUUGGACAUAUAAACAGGUUUCAAAAGUUAUGUAUUUAUUCCAUUAAAUGAAUGUCUAAGAG